CAUGACAUUUUAGUUCCCUUCGAAGAGUGACAGAAUCUUUGGCAAUGGCGACUCCUGAAGAAGCUAAGCUCCAGCAGUUUCUUCAAUGGCUAGAGGUCUCAAAGUGAACAGAGCAGAACUACGUGGUUGCAGAAUCAAAUACAGUCAUUCCAGUAAAGGGUUUGGAAUUUUCUCAUCUAAUCAUACAUCUGAUGGGAUACCUCUGGUGGUUCCAUUAGAUUUGGCUAUAACUCCAAUGAGGGUACUUCAAGAUCCUCUUCUCGGACCCGAAUGUAGGGCUAUGUUUGAGGAAGGGGAAGUAGAUGACAGACUCUUGAUUACCUUAUUUCUAACCGUGGAACACCUACGAGAAAACUCUUCAUGGAAGCCGUACUUUGAUAUGCUUCCAACCACAUUCGGAAAUCCACUUUGGUUUUCCGACGAUGAGGUGUUAGAGCUUAAAGGAACCACAUUGUAUCGGGCUACUCAGUUGCAGAGGAAAACGCUGCAGUCUUUAUUUGAUGAAAAGGUGAAAAGGUUGGCUGAGAAGCUUUUAACUCUCGAUGGACGUCCAAAAAGAGAUGUGAGAUUUGAAGACUUCCUUUGGGCAAACUCCAUUUUUUGGAGUCGAGCACUAAAUAUCCCUUUUCCACGCUGCUAUGUAUUUCCGACGAAUUCAGAAGUAGAAGAUAGCGAUAUUUCUAGCAAAAUCGUAAAUUCUGGAACACUUACUAAUGACUGCGGCAGUUUAUCUAACGGAGAGUCUGCAAAAGUAGCCGAGCAUGAUGCACUCCAAGAUAAAGUUGCUUCUGCUGCUUCCAUCUCACAAGGAGAGAUAGUUUGGGUGGAAGGUCUGGUCCCAGGCAUUGAUUUUUGCAACCAUGAUUUCAAAGCUGCAGCAACUUGGGAAGUUGAUGGAACCGGAGCAACAACUGGAGUUCCUUUCUCCAUGUACCUUCUUUCGGCUGGAGAAAAUCCUUCCCAGAUCGAGAAAGAGAUCUCAAUUAGCUAUGGUGACAAGGGAAAUGAGGAACUGCUGUACUUGUAUGGAUUCGUCAUGAAUGAUAAUCCUGACGACUAUCUCAUGGUUCAUUAUCCUGUGGAAGCUAUUCAAAACAUUGAAUUCUCAGAGUCCAAAGCUCAACUUCUUGAAGCACAGAAAGCUGAAUUGAGAUGCCUCUUACCACGAAGUUUGCUAAAUCGUGGAUUUUUCCCUCCAUCAGACGCUUCUGGGGAAGACAAAGAUAAAUGCAUCAGUAGUCAAGUUUGCAAUUAUAGUUGGAGUGGUCAACGAAAGAUGCCCUCUUACUUGCAUAAGCUAGUAUUUCCUGCAGAUUUUUUGAAUGCAUUGAGAACAGUAGCAAUGAAAGAAAAUGAACUUUAUCGUGUUUCUUCCCUACUUGAGGAGCUUGUUGGAUCUGGAGGAGAGAGGCAGCCAACUGACACAGAAGUCCAAGCAGCAAUAUGGGAGGCAUGUGGAGAUUCUGGAGCUCUGCAACUUCUUGUUGAUCUGCUUAACAUGAAGAUGUUGGAUCUGGAAGAGGGUUCAGGGACAGAGGAGAAUGACACUGAAUUACUUGAGAAAGCCUGCAUCGAAGAAAUUCCAGAAGAUUGCAGAGAAUCCAAGACCAAUGGCGGCAUCCAGAAUCAUUUUCUGAGCAGAAAUAGGUGGUCCAGCAUAAUAUAUCGGCGGGGGCAGAAACAACUGACUCGUCUGUUCCUGAAGGAAGCAGAGCAUGCAUUGCAAUUGGCAUUGACUGAGGAAAUCUAGAGUAUAUCUAAACCAAGUUUGUACAUUCAGCAAGAGAUCUAUUUGAGCAAAUAUUUGGUAAUGAUCUUCUCUUGUUGAUUAGGAAAAGACAAACGGAGCUUUCAGGUAGCAAUUCCUGAGGAAAUCUAGAUGUGUCUACCCAAGUUUGAACAUUUCAAGAUGGCUAUUUUAGCAAAGAUUUUGGUUAUGAUCAUUCCUUGUUUUUAAAGAUAUUGGAUAUGUUAAACCUUGGUAGAUAGAGUUACGUGACACCGGGUAAGAGCGUGCGGUGCUCGAUAGAUUAGUCGAGAUGUGGGCGAGUUAGGCUGGACACUAUUGUUAUGUAUAGAAAAAAAGGAUGAACAUGGUACCUGCUGGUGAGAGCGAGCUGGUACUCGGUGCUCAUCACAAUUUCUUUUCUUCAUUAUUCUGAUUUUGGUUUCCAUAUACCUUAAUGCAUGAGAAUAAACUUAUUAUAUAAUUAUUUAUUGCUAUUUUACUUG
Messenger RNA from Nicotiana attenuata, 2232 nucleotides. RefSeq lists its product as uncharacterized. Gene Ontology annotation, molecular function: protein-lysine N-methyltransferase activity. The record is from RefSeq and is a predicted model, not a curated record. Bases 86 to 1750 code for a protein of 554 amino acids. Lineage: Eukaryota; Viridiplantae; Streptophyta; Magnoliopsida; Solanales; Solanaceae. Gene Ontology annotation, biological process: peptidyl-lysine monomethylation. The transcript has 16 exons.